AUGUCGCCCGUCUCUGUCAUCCGUGUCGCGACACGCGCCGUCCGCCCUGCCAGCCUCUUCAGAGCUCCCCAAUUGCCCCGGUCCCGCCUGCAGACCCCGGUUGCUCUCGCUAUCAACCGUCCUGCUUUCAGCACCUCUUCCAAACGUCUCGGUGGCCACCACGAGGACGAGACAUACGAGGAGUUCUCUGCCAGAUUCGAGAAGGAAUUCGACGGUGUCCAGGAUGUCUUCGAGCUCCAGCGCAAUCUGAACAACUGCUUCGCCUACGAUCUCGUCCCUUCCGUUGAGGUCCUCUCCGCCGCUCUUAAGGCCGCUCGUCGUGUCAACGACUUCCCCACUGCUGUCCGUGUCUUCGAGGGUAUCAAGGCCAAGGUCGAGACCCAGGACCAAUACAAGCAGUACCUCGAGGCCCUCGAGGGUCUUCGCCAGGAACUCGGCGUUGCCCUCCGCGAAGAGCUCUACCCCAACGAGCAGUAA
Molecule: messenger RNA, 477 nt
Organism: Aspergillus alliaceus
Lineage: Eukaryota; Fungi; Ascomycota; Eurotiomycetes; Eurotiales; Aspergillaceae
Product: cytochrome c oxidase subunit VI
Exons: 4
Coding region: 1-477 (158 amino acids)
Biological process (GO): mitochondrial electron transport, cytochrome c to oxygen
Cellular component (GO): mitochondrial inner membrane
Source: RefSeq, a predicted model, not a curated record